Messenger RNA from Schistosoma bovis, 1275 nucleotides. The record is from the annotation of a GenBank genome assembly. NCBI's taxonomy places the organism in Eukaryota, Metazoa, Platyhelminthes, Trematoda, Strigeidida, Schistosomatidae.
AUGACCACGCACAACAAUACCGUUUACACACACACAAACACAAAAAUAGAUAAAUAUUCUGAAUCUUUCUAUGCAUUUGCCCAUUUUAUCUUAUUUUACAUGUAGUCAAGUGUAAAUCUACACGCACACUCACACACACUCACACACAAACACACAUACAUACACUUUAAUAUAUGCACAUAAAUAGUAUUUCAAUAAUUUUAUUCAAAUUAUAGUCACUAUGUUGUAUAUUACCAAGUAAAUAUAUUCAAACCAAGAUUGUUUCUCCUUUUUACAAUAUUGUAAUGAUCAUAAAAUGAGUAGUUUAAAAGCAAUUAUAAAAAGUGUUGAUAUGCCUGAUAUAAUGCAACAAGAUGCUGUAGAUAUAUGUGCUAUGGCAAUUAAAAAAUAUUCAAUGGAAAAAGAUAUAGCAGCAUUUAUGAAAAAAGAAUUUGAUCGAAAAUAUUCACCUAGUUGGCAUUGUAUAGUUGGAUCACAUUUUGGCACGUAUAUUUCACAUGAAGCAAAACAUUUUAUUUAUUUCUUUUUGGAUAAUCAUGCUGUUGUGCUAUUCAGAACUGGAACAAUCAAUUGAAAAUCAAUAUAUGUCAACUAAUAAUCUUUUUAUUGGACAAGUCUAUCAAUCUAUUGUAUCCUAUUGAUAACAGUACAAAAUUUCCUAUUUUCUAUAUACUGAUUAAAUCACCUUAUCUAUUCUUUUAUAAAGACAAAUCUAACAAACAAUCAAUAACUCACUAUAUAUAUUCUUUAUUUGUCUUACAUUUGUCGUCAUACUACUUAUUUACUUACUUACUUACGCCUGUUACUCCCAAUGGAGCAUAGGUCCCCGACCAGCUCCCGUGAUAUAUUAUUUCAUAUAAUCAAUAUUUUACAAGAAAUUCAUAUUUUCUAUCAAAAUGACUAUUUUUUUUCUUUGAGAAAAAAAACUCUUGUUCAGAAAAGAGCAUAUUUUAUUGUUGUUAAUCUUUAUAUUUGAUUAGAAAUAUGUUUGAAGUGUAUGAGAAUAAAAUGAUCUUUGUAUGAAUUAGUUAUGUUGAUGUAACUGUAAAUAUAGAUAUGAAUAUAGAUAUGAAGUAUCUUAGUUUUAGACAAAUUUCAAAGUGUCAGAACUAAUGGUAACAGUAGGUUGUUCAGAUGAAAAUAGAUAGAAUAGACAAAGAUGGAUAGUGGUUAGUAGUGGAAAUCAUGUAUACGCGUUUCAUCUUAUUUGGGACUUGUUACCUGGAUAUACCUUCAUCACAAAUUUGAUAAUAUGCACAUAUGUCAAUAAGAGAC